Acaulospora morrowiae is the source of this 1275-nucleotide messenger RNA. Lineage: Eukaryota; Fungi; Glomeromycota; Glomeromycetes; Diversisporales; Acaulosporaceae. The record is from the annotation of a GenBank genome assembly.
AUGAGCAUUCGAAUACUGAUCUUUCUUUCUGGAAUAUUAUUUCUCAAGUUUAUUCUCAUAAUACCUACAUGGGCAGAAGAAUUUGCGGAAUCAGGCGAUUCUAUGAGAUCUUCCCCUGAACCGAUAGGAGAAUUAAGAACGGUCACUUUAAAACAUGUUUACCAUCAUGGUUCCUCGCGUUUUCCUAAACUACUCCGCCGCAAAGACUUCACAGAAGUUUCAUUACGUGCCCAAGAACUUGAGACGGGUGAAUCUUUCACUCACGCCAUUAGAAUCAUAAAUGGUACAAGUGUAUCCUCUUCAAGACAUACUGUAGAAGAGUUCCGGCAGAAGUCCCAAAAUGAUCAUGUCUCAUUAAUUAUGGAUUGGAAAGAUAAGGGAAUAAGGUUACCAAAAAUAAGGGAUUUAGAAACCCUAACCAAUUUUGCAAAGAUGACCUACAAUGCUUAUACUGAGAUUGGUAAUGAGGAUUGGUAUGAUCUGGGUGAUAGGUAUCGAGUGAACGAUUCUUUUGGAUGGGAUAAAGAUGGUAUCCGAGGCCAUGUUUUUGGUGACGCUAAUAAUGAAAUAUUAAUUAUUUCACUUAAAGGCACCAGCAUGGGCUUUGGAGCCGGUCCGACGGUACCAAAUGACAAGUUGAACGAUAAUCUUCUGUUCUCUUGCUGUUGUGCUAAUGUUGAUCGUACUUGGACACCAGUAUGUAAAUGUCGCAUAGAAAGUGACCGUUGCGACAAAGCCUGUUUGGAAAAAACCGUAGACUUGGAGGAAUCAUAUUAUAAUGUAGCACGGCGUCUUUUUGAAAGAGUAAGUGAGGAUUUUCCGAAAGCGCAAAUCUGGUUGACUGGUCAUUCUCUCGGUGGGGCACUUUCCGCUUUGGUUGGAAAUACCUUUGGUGUACCUGUCGUAGCGUUUGAAUCUCCUGGUGAGAGGUUACCUGCCCAAAGGUUACAUUUACCAGGUCCUCCUGCCUUACCAUACCACAAAAUGAACAUAUGGCAUAUUGGUCACUCAGCUGAUCCUAUUUACAUGGGAGUUUGUAAUGGUCUUGGAAGUUCCUGCUAUAUAGGUGGAUAUGCUAUGGAAACUAAAUGUCAUCUAGGUUUUGCAAUGCUAUUUGAUGUUGUUGAAAAGUUCAACUGGAGGAUUGAUGUCCGAACUCAUCGUAUAAAAGAUGUCAUAGAAAGAAUAUUGAAUAUCUGGGAAUGGGAGCUACCAAAAUUGGAACCAGAAUUCGAAUGCGAGGAUUGUGGUUAUUGGAAUUUUAUCGAUGUUUAG